This is a messenger RNA of Penicillium vulpinum, 1053 nucleotides long. RefSeq names its product zinc-binding alcohol dehydrogenase family protein. The transcript is spliced from 2 exons. Lineage: Eukaryota; Fungi; Ascomycota; Eurotiomycetes; Eurotiales; Aspergillaceae. Gene Ontology annotation, molecular function: oxidoreductase activity, acting on NAD(P)H. The coding region runs from base 1 to 1053 and encodes 350 amino acids. The record is from RefSeq and is a predicted model, not a curated record.
AUGACCACUCAAAGCGCCAUCAUCGUUCAAGGAACUGGCCGCGCGGCGCUGGUAGAAGAUAUCCCGCUACCUGAAUUGCCGGAUAAUUAUAUUCUCGUCAAAACAAAAGCUGUCGCAUUGAAUCCAACGGACUGGCGUCAUAUUGAUUUUGUGCCCUGUACCGGGGCUACCGUCGGCUGUGACUAUUCUGGAAUAGUAGAAGCUGUAGGCCCAGGCGUGAAGAAAGCUUUCAAAAAAGGCGAUCGGGUUGCUGGGUUUGUACACGGUAGCAAUGCCGUUCGCCACAAUGGCGGCGCACUUGCUCAGUAUGUAAUUGCGAAGGGCGACCUCCAAAUUUUGAUCCCUAACUCCAUGAGCUUUGAGGCAGCAGCCACUUUUGGUGUUGGUUUGACAACUGUUGGUCAAAAUCUCUACCAGAGCAUGGACUUGCCUUUCCCCGGCGACCAGGAGAGCGAAUCAGACGACACAAAUAUCCUCAUCUAUGGAGGGGCGACGGCUACUGGUACCCUGGCAAUUCAAUUGGCAAAAUUAUCAGGGCUGCGAGUGGUGACUACAUGCUCUGAAGCCAACCGCAGCUUCAUGUUUGAGCUCGGGGCAGACUCAGUUUUUGAUUACCGCGAUCCACUAGUAGGCGAGCACAUACGAGAGGACACUGACGAUGCUCUGGAACUUGUCCUUGAUAAAAUCUCCACGCCCCAAUCGGCUGCCAUCUGCAGUGCUGCUAUCUCAUCAGCGGGAGGUUCCUACAAUGCCCUAUUGGAUGUUCCCUCCGCCAGAGAUGAUGUUGAUUCACAUGUCUCAAUGGCGUAUGACGUGCUGGGAGAGCCGUAUCGCAUGGGAGCAAGUGAGAUGUCUCCCGAUAGCACUAACUUUGAGUUCGGCGUUAAAUGGUGGGGAAAAGCGCAGAAACUACUUGAGGAGCGCCGUAUUCACCCUCAUCCAUUUCAGGUGAAGCCAGGUGGCUUGGCUGGAGCGUUGGCCGGCCUCCAGAUAUUACGGGAAGGUAAAGUCCGAGCCUCAAAGCUAGUCUAUCGGGUCGAAGAAUCGGAGUGA